UUGGUUGAAUCUAUUUUAAGCAAGGUUGUAGAAGAGUUCGAGCAUCAGAUUGCAAGCUGAGGAGGUGAACAGGUACGGCCAAAAAUAACUUCAAGAGAUCCUGUUUCUCAAAGCAAUGGGUCUGCAUUGAAGUUUGUUAUGCCAGAUAAAAGGGUGGACAACAGGAUUAAUAUGGUAACAAAGAAAGAGAAUUUCAUUCAGAAAAGCCGUGUUGCUGAGCAAUCAAGAGGCCAACUUCUGAGACAGAAAGAGCUAUCUGAUCAACAACAUAGGGAUAUUCAAGUAAAAAAAUCUUUGGGGUCCCUGUCUUCUCCUAUAAGGAUCUCCUAUAAUGCAAAAUAAAAGAUAAAAUGUUGGGAGUAUCAAGUUGGCCCUUGUGUAGUUAUUGAAGCCGCUGAUCAUAUUUGGUGCUCAAGAACAAUCUUCAUGAACUCUGGGCCCUUCUCAAUUUUCUUCUGCCUGAAAUUUUUAGCUCUGCUGAAACUUUUGAUGAAUGGUUCCAAA
Molecule: messenger RNA, 504 nt
Organism: Arachis ipaensis
Lineage: Eukaryota; Viridiplantae; Streptophyta; Magnoliopsida; Fabales; Fabaceae
Source: RefSeq, a predicted model, not a curated record